This is a messenger RNA of Rotaria sordida, 399 nucleotides long. The record is from the annotation of a GenBank genome assembly. Lineage: Eukaryota; Metazoa; Rotifera; Eurotatoria; Philodinida; Philodinidae.
AUGAUUUUUUUUCGAAAUCGAACAGAAAUAAUUCAUUUAAUUGAAGAAUCAGCUAAUGAAUUCUAUGAAAUUCAUAAAAGUGUGAAAAUUACAAAAGUUGUCACCGGUAGUACUGGAACUGCUGGUACAUUGCUUUGUCUAACAGGACUUACAUUAGCUAUACCAACUGAUAGUUUGUCAAUAUUUCUUACUAUCGAUGGUAGUACUUUAGCAGCAGCCGAUUGUGCAAUAACUUUACCAAUACAAAUAAUUGAUCUUGCUGCUAAUGGACAUGCUCUUCAUAAAAAAAAAACUUCUGAUACAUCUAAAAAGCUUCGUCAACUUGCUCAACAAUUCAGUACACAAGCUGCUAACGUUAAAAUAUAUAUCGAAGAUCAACGAAUGCAAAUGAAUUUUUAA